AUGCAAACUACUGAGCCAUCAGCUACUAUUCAAGACGAUAGUUUAGUCACUUCACAAUCGUCGGAGUAUUAUAAUGGAAAUGCAAAGACUUCGUACGUCCCAAUGAAUACUUUCUUUGUGACGGCAGAGAAUCAACAGCAAGUCAAUGUCCAACCGAUUCCUCAACAAGUCGACCAACCCAUUAACUACGCUCCUCCUCCUUUGAAUCAACAACUCCAACCUCAACAUCAAGAAAAUGAACUCCAACAAAGCGUCCCAGUCUAUCUCCAAAGCACUCAAUUCCCACAAAACGGGAACUACCCAACUCAAGGAUACCCAAUACAACCACAAAAUGGCAUACAACCACAAUUUAUCGUCAACGGCGACGAAGCGAUGAACAUCGACGCAACGAAAAAAUAUAUCGAGAAAAGAACGGAAGAAAGAAACUGUAAAAUUACUCUCGUCUUCCUCAUCAUCGGAAUCAUCUUCUGCCCUUUCCUCGUUGCUUCUUUUGUCAUCUCACUGAGAUGCGAAAACAAAAAAUAUCGAAUGCUCGGAAGACUCGCUAUGUUACUCUUCUUCUUGGAACUCUCAGCAUCCUUUAUGUUCAUCAUCCUUUCUAGUUAA
Molecule: messenger RNA, 606 nt
Organism: Entamoeba invadens IP1
Lineage: Eukaryota; Evosea; Mastigamoebida; Endamoebidae
Exons: 1
Coding region: 1-606 (201 amino acids)
Source: RefSeq, a predicted model, not a curated record